AUGGUUCCUUCUUUGUUGACUAGAUUUAAAUUCUUGCAAAGUGAUUUGUUCCGUGGACGUGUUGCUUUGGUGUGUCUCGUUCUCCAGAAUGCUGCUGUUGUUCUUGUUACACGAUAUUCACGUGCAAGACAGGGGGAUAUGUAUUUUCCUUCAACAGCUGUAGUUAUGAGUGAAUUAGUCAAACUUUUAUUUUGUCUCUUUCUUGUAUUUGCCGAAGAAAAUUUUUCUCUCGCCUCAUUUGUGGAUAAUUUAAAACAUAAUAUCAUAAAAGAUCCUUGGGAUUGUAUAUUAGUAUCGGUUCCUGGAAUGGUGUAUACAAUUCAGAAUAAUCUACUAUUUGUGGGUUAUUCAAAUUUGGAUGCUGUUUCAUUUCAGAUAUCAUAUCAAUUGAAGAUUUUCACAACAGCAAUUUUCUUCAGAAUUAUUUUAUCCAAACAAUUAAGUCGUGUUCAAUGGUUAUCAUUGGGGAUUUUAUUCACCGGUGUAGUAUUAACUCAGUUGAAUGAUAUAAUGAAAUCGGAUAAUAUGAUAACAGAUAAACAAAUGAAUGCUACUAAUAAGGCUAGUAGUAGUAGUAGUAGUAGUGGUAGUAAAAAUUUAUUUUUUGGUCUAUCAUCUGUUGUAUUAGCUUGUAGUUGUUCAGGUUUUGCUGGUGUCUUCUUUGAAAAACUACUUAAAACAAGUUAUAAAAGUGUAGCUGUACGUAAUAUUCAAUUAGCAUUCUAUGGUGUAACAGUAGGUAUUAUAACUGUUUAUCUAAAAGAUGGUUAUGAAAUUCAUAUGAAAGGUUUUUUCUAUGGUUAUGAUUCUAUUGUAUGGAUAGCAAUAUUAAUACAAUCAUUAGGCGGUUUAUUAAUUGCUGCAACUAUACGAUAUGCUGAUAAUAUUCGUAAAGGAUUUGCAUCAUCAUUGGCAAUUGUACUCACUUUUAUAUUGUCAAUAUUUUGGUUUAAUUUUCAUCCAACAAUUUUAUUCUUUCUUGGAGCUAUAUUAGUUAUCAUUGCAACUGUUGUAUAUUCUGCUUAUCCACCGAUGAAUAGUCCUGGAAAUACUAUUACAACUCAUGGUAAUCAUAAUAAUAAUAGUAAUAGUAAUGAUAAACGCGCUACCUUUGGAUCACCCGGAUGUGAAUUUUCUUCUCGCUUUGCCAACAAUUUACGAAAUCCACGUAAGGGGGCAUAUGAUCUGCAAUUUAAGAAUGUACCAAACAUUCAAAGGGACAAAAUGAUCAACACUUCUAACUAUUCGUCUUCAUCAGUUAUGCAAAAUUUAAAACCUGAGUCAUCAAAUUUUUAUGUUGGCCUUACUCUUGCUUAUUGUCAACAAUCUUUAUUGGAACUAGUUUCAUAUUUAAGAAGCUUGCACUUCGUCGUGCUUCUAGGAAUGGAUCUAGAGCUGGUGAUGGUUCAUUAA
Heterobilharzia americana is the source of this 1413-nucleotide messenger RNA. The record is from the annotation of a GenBank genome assembly. NCBI's taxonomy places the organism in Eukaryota, Metazoa, Platyhelminthes, Trematoda, Strigeidida, Schistosomatidae.